This is a messenger RNA of Phoenix dactylifera (date palm), 4184 nucleotides long. Its product is annotated as ABC transporter G family member 28. Gene Ontology annotation, molecular function: ATP hydrolysis activity; ATP binding; ABC-type transporter activity. Gene Ontology annotation, biological process: transmembrane transport. Gene Ontology annotation, cellular component: membrane. NCBI's taxonomy places the organism in Eukaryota, Viridiplantae, Streptophyta, Magnoliopsida, Arecales, Arecaceae. The record is from RefSeq and is a predicted model, not a curated record.
CGCGGACUUCGACGACCACCUUAUCAUACGGACGUUUAAAACCUCCAUCCCUCCUUCAUCUCUGCCAUCCACGCCUUCUCCCCUUUCCCUUCCCUCCCCUCUUUUCUUUCCAUGUACCCAAUCUUCAGCUCCAAGCACCCACCCCACACACCACCACCAAUCCUCAGCUGAGAUCCCCAAUCCAACGGCUAACAUCCCCCCUCCCACUUGCCCUCUUCAAACCCCGUCUCUCUGCCUCGGGAAGGUUCGAAUGCCGGCGAGGUUGGUCCCAUGUAUUCCCCUCGCCGGCGUUAUCACCGCCGUCAUUCUCCUAGGCCGCCUUCCCGUCGGACGCUGCCAGGUUGGCGGCGACCGGGACGGCAGCGACUGGGUCCCGUCCGUUUCCAACCGGGUUAUGAAUCUUACCAGCGGCUUUGUGAAAGAAGCCAGCAAGAACUUGGGUUUCUGCAUCAAGGACUGGGAGAAGGACUGGAAUGGGGCAUUCGACUUCUCGGCCGAUUUGGGGUUCUUGGAGCAAUGCAUGGAAGAAACACGAGGGGAUCUCCCACAACGCUUAUGCACAGCAGCAGAAAUGAAGUCCUACUUGAGCAGUUUCUAUGAUGAUGGGGUUGGUAGUAAAUACUUGAGACCUAACAAGAACUGCAAUUUAACUUCAUGGGUUUCUGGAUGUGAGGCAGGAUGGUCAUGCAGUGCCAGCCAAGAUCAGAAUAUUAGCCUCCAAGAUGCCAAAGAUAUGCCUUCUAGAACUCUUAAUUGUCGUCCGUGUUGUCCGGGCUUCUUCUGUCCACAUGGUCUUACUUGCAUGAUACCUUGUCCCUUAGGUGCCUACUGCCCACUUGCCACACUAAACAAGACUACAGGGAUUUGUGAUCCAUGCAAUUACCAGCUACCUCCAGGAAAGCCAAAUCAUGCUUGUGGUGGUGCAGAUAGGUGGGCUGAUGUUGGAAGUAGCCCUGAAAUCUUUUGCCCAGCAGGAUACUAUUGCCCAAGCACCAUUCAGAAAUUUUCCUGCAGUAGUGGACAUUAUUGCAGGAAGGGUUCUACUUCUGAAAUAAGAUGCUACAUCAAGAGCUCAUGUAAGUCAAAUUCCGCAAAUCAAAAUAUCACUUUAUUUGGUGUUUUAUUAAUGGUUGCACUGAGUUUGUUAUUAUUGAUAAUAUACAAUUUCUCUGGCCAAAUUAUCACCAUCCACAAAAGGAAACAAGCCAAAUCUAGGGAAGCUGCUGCAAUGAUGGCUAGAAAAACUGUACAGGCUCGUGAAAGGUGGAAAAAGGCAAAAGAAAUUGCAAAGACACAUACAGCUCGGCUUCAGAAUCAAUUAUCUCAUACGUUCUCUCGCAAAAGGUCUGUUGAACGGCAAGAGGAGCUAAAGUUUCUUAGUCGAUCUCAGCAAUCACCAGCAGCAUCCACAUCAAAGAACAGUGAACCAGAUAAUGUUACUAAAAUGAUGCAUUCACUUGAAGAGUACUCUGAUAGUGAAGGAUUCAGUCUUGAAAUGGAAGAUAAAAACUUUAAGAAAAAUAUGCCUAGAGGUGAAGAAAAGCAGACUCGUACCCAAAUCUUUAAGUAUGCAUACGGUCAAAUUGAAAAAGAAAAAGCUGCGCAACAACAAAUGAACCUGACCUUUUCAGGAGUAGUUUCUAUGGUUGCUGCCAAUGAAAUCAGAACCAAGCCUAUGAUUGAGGUUGCUUUCAGAGACGUAACUCUAUCUUUGAAGGGAAAACAACUUCUGAGGUGUGUGACAGGAAAACUUAUGCCUGGCCGUGUAACUGCGGUCAUGGGCCCUUCAGGUGCAGGAAAAACCACCUUUCUUAAUGCUAUGACUGGAAGGACAACUGGAUGUGAGAUAACUGGUUUAGUUCUUAUAAAUGGAAAGGUUGAACCUAUUCAUGCAUAUAAGAAAAUCAUCGGUUUCGUACCACAAGAUGAUGUUGUCCAUGGAAACUUGACAGUGGAGGAGAAUCUUUGGUUCAGUGCAAGGUGCAGGCUUUCUGCUGACAUGCCAAAAGCGGAUAAGGUUCUAGUUGUGGAAAGAGUUAUCGAUUACUUAGGGCUGCAAGCAGUGCGGGAUUCCUUGGUUGGGACGGUAGAGAAGCGUGGAAUUUCUGGUGGACAGAGGAAACGAGUAAAUAUUGGGCUAGAAAUGGUUAUUGAACCAUCUUUGUUGAUACUAGAUGAACCUACAUCUGGUUUGGACAGUUCCUCAUCUCAGCUGCUUUUGAGAGCUCUUCGUCGUGAGGCACUUGAAGGGGUAAACAUCUGCAUGGUGGUUCACCAACCUAGCUAUACUUUGUUCAAGAUGUUCGACGAUUUGAUACUGUUGGCAAAAGGAGGUCUAACUGUGUAUCAUGGAGCAGUGGAGAAAGUCGAAGAAUACUUUGCAAACCUAGGGUUCAAUGUUCCUGAGAGAGUGAAUCCUCCAGACUACUACAUUGAUAUUUUAGAAGGCAUUACAAAGCCAGGCACAAGUAUUGCUGUUACUUGUAAAGAGCUGCCCCUCAGAUGGAUGUUGCAUAAUAGGUACGACAUACCCCCAGAUAUGCAACAUAAUCUUGAUGGAGUUGAUACAUCAGCAAGAGGUGGCAGAACAAACUCUUCUAGGGAUGGAUCUGACGGGCAAUCUGUUGUUGGUGAGGCAGGCAGAAAUGCCAAUGCUUCCCUAACCCUAAAGCAAUAUCAUAUGGCAAACAACUUCUCAAAAUUAACAGAUUUAUCUAACAGAAGGACUCCUGGUAUUUUGGUGCAGUACAAGUACUACUUGGGAAGAGUCAUGAAGCAACGUUUACGUGAAGCUAGAAUACAAGUAGUUGAUUUUCUGAUCCUGGGUCUUGCUGGAGUCUGCUUAGGAAUGCUUGCUAAAGGGGGAGAUGAAACAUUUGGGGUGCAAGGUUACACGUACACCGUGAUUUCUGUUUCUCUCCUAUGCAAGAUUGGAGCUCUAAGGUCAUUUUCACUUGAGAAGUUGCAAUAUUGGAGAGAAAGAGCAUCGGGCAUGAGUUCACUAGCUUAUUUUCUCUCAAAAGAUACAAUUGACCAUUUCAAUACAGCCAUCAAGCCUAUAACUUAUCUUUCAAUGUUCUAUUUCGUCAGCAAUCCAAGGUCAUCCAUUGCAGAUAACUAUACAAUUUUGGUUGCACUUGUGUACUGUGUAACUGGCAUUGGUUAUAUUUUUGCCAUCUGCUUCCAACCAGGUUCAGCCCAACUGUGGUCUGCUCUACUUCCUGUUGUUUUGACUUUGAUAGCAACUCGGCAGAAAAGUUCAAAGAUCCUAGCUGACUUAUGCUAUCCAAAGUGGGCACUGGAAGCAUUCGAAAUUGCAAAUGCAGAAAGGUAUUCUGGUGUGUGGCUGAUAACGAGGUGCGGUUUGCUAAUGCGAAGCGGAUAUGAUAUCAAUGAUUGGCGUCUUUGUAUAUCCAUCCUCAUUCUUUAUGGUGUGGUGUCUCGAUUCAUUGCUUUCUUGUGUUUGGUAAUAUUACAGAGGAAAUAAAGGUAUCCCAUCAACACGGUAAACUCAAAGUUAACUAUUAUUGAUAUGUCAAAGAGAUGUCCAGAUACAAAAACAGAGCUUGAAGAUUCUUCAUGUUAUUUAUACUCAUUUUCCAUCAAUCACUGUCCCUCUUGUCAAGUUUAGGGGAGCAGGGUAUGAACUUUAGUCCACUGUCCGAGCUAAGCGGUAAGAUCAUCGUUUGCUAGAUGAUACUCAUCCUCCUCAUCAGAUUUCUAACUUUCAUAGUUUCAGUCUCACUGCACAGAUUUCUAACUUUGUUUGGAUCUCUCUACAAAUUGUCUAUAGAAUCGAUUAUUCUGAAAUGAUGAGAUGAGAUGAGGAGACCUGUGAUUUCCUAAGAAUGUUAUAAUUUUUCUUUCCAUAAAUCCUUAUAAUAAGGAGAGGAAGGCGAGAAAGGAGAAAUAAUGGAUGAAAAACUUUCUUUGAAAUUUAUUCUUCAAAAUUUUGGGAUAAUAUACAUCACUUUUCUAAUAAAGUCAGUUGUUCUGAAAUAUUGAGAUGAUGACACCUGUGAUUUCUCUAGAUUGUUGCAAUUUUUCUCCUUAUAAUUCCGUUUUCUUCUCUUGUUUUCUCACUUGCGGCAAGUUAUCCAUGGAUACGUUGGGCAUUUAGCUUCUCAAAAGAACUGGUGUUGUCUCCUUUCUAGGUUAAUAUAAUUUUUAUAUUUAUCUCAAAA